Messenger RNA from Cuscuta campestris, 2046 nucleotides. Lineage: Eukaryota; Viridiplantae; Streptophyta; Magnoliopsida; Solanales; Convolvulaceae. The record is from the annotation of a GenBank genome assembly.
AGUAUCAACAAUUUUACAUCACAGUAUGUCAGUAUCAUUCCACUUUUAUUUUGGUGAUUAAGCAAGGUGAGUUCUAUUUUAGCAUUUUAAUUAUUAAUGUUUUACUCAACCAUUUACAGUUCAUAAUAAUCCUUGAAUAUUUAGGCCAUUAUUGUACACAUACUUUUGUUUUGAAACUUUCAAACCCUAACUUAACUAAUUAACUCCGAUCCAACUUUCAAAAAAAAAAAAAAAAAACUCCGAUCCAUCUUCAUCUCCAUCUCCUUCAGGCAGGAGAUAAUAUACUGAUCGCAGAAGAGUGCGUUCAUGGAAACUAGAUCCGCCAAAAGGAAAAGGCUUCUAUUGAAUCGACUCCCCUCCUGCGGCGGCUCCGACCGUCUCAGUGAUCUUCCCGACGCCGUCCUCCACCACAUUCUCUCCCUCCUCCCCAUCCAAUCCGUCGCCCGGACCAGCCUCCUCUCCAAGCGAUGGACCCACCUCUGGCACUCCUUCCCCGAUCUCGAUUUCACCACCGUCGGUCCCGCAUUCUCCGACGACAAUAAUAAUAAUGGCAACUUCUCUUGGGUUGCCAACGGAGCGGAAUCCGUGUACCGGGUCUUGACCCGCCGGGGACGCGGUUCCCUGUUGCGGGCCCUACGUUUCCGGGCCCGCGUCACCUUCUCCCGCCUCAACCGCCUCCUCCGCUCCGCGGUCAACCUCGACGUCCAGGAACUGGACGUCGAGGUCGCCACCCGGGACUUUCUCAAUUUCCCGAGGAGCGUCAUUUCGUGCGACACGUUGAGGGUUUUCAAGCUCAAGUCCCGCUACCCAGGCUUCCGCUUCCCGCCUUCCUCCGUCAUGGCCCGCGGGUUCCAAGCCCUGCACACCCUGUCCUUGUCGCUCGUCGUUCUCGACGACCAACCCUCCCUCCUCGACCUCUUCACCGACCCCUCGUUCCCGAGGCUCAAGACGCUGAGCCUCGACAACUGCUGCGGCCUGACGCGUCUGGCCGUCAGCUGUCGGGCACUUGAGCACUUGAGCCUCGAGAAUUGUCGCGACCUCAACUGUUUGGAGAUCACGGGCUCAAAACUCGAGAGGUUGCGGGUCGAACGUUGUUUCGACCCGUGCGCCACUAACGACACUUGGGUCAAAAUCGAUGCCUCGAGACUCCAAUCUAUCAUUUGGUCCGACAAUACCAUCGCCGACAAAUGUUGUCUACAAAAUUUAGUUUCACUCCGUGAAGCCUUCGUUGGUUUCUUCAUCCGUUUUCAAGACCUCACUCACCUCAAGCUUCUCAGUGUCUCCCAAUUUUUGUCCGGAAUCGCCUCUUCCCGCUCUUUGGUUCUCGAAUUUCUCUCGAUCGAGAUUCUCUCAAAGAACAAUCACAUAUCGGGUGUUUCGCUAAGUGGUUUUGACAAGCUAAAAUCUUUGGAAUUGCACACAGUAUUGGAAAAGCGUAACAUUCCAGGAUUGGCAAACCUAUUCAAGACUGCUCCAAACAUACACACACUUAUAAUAAAGAUUGAAAGAAACAUGUACAAGAAGGACAUGGAGCACGUGACGGCGAUGGAAGGAUUGUGGGAGUCACACAGAGAGUCGAUGGGGUCGUUUUUGGAGCACGUAGGGGUGGUGAAGAUCCACGGGGUUUCGGAAAGCGGGGACGAGAUCGGGUUCGUGAAGUUCUUGCUCAAGUAUGGGAAGUUGCUGCAGGAAAUGGCGCUGUAUGGAAGACGAUGCAAAUGGAGCGAUUCUCGUCUGAGGGAAAACACCAAGUACGAAAUAUUGGGGUUUUCUCGUGCUUCUUGUCAUGUUAAGAUUGCUUUCUGCUAAUUGUUCAAUUAUUUUUACUUAAUGUUUGAAACACUAAUAUAUAUAGUACUCCAUUAUUGAUUUCAUCUUCAUCACACAUAGUAUAUGUGUUAUGGUGGAACUUGACCGGACGUGAUGGAAUGUACCAGAUUCACCCACGGUAAGAGGGUGGGUAGUGUAGAUAUAUAGAAAAGAGCGUGUUAUGAAGCAUGUAAGCGGGAGUGACAAAAAAUGAUAGAAUGAAAAUAUGGAUUAUUU